Messenger RNA from Oryzias melastigma (Indian medaka), 2451 nucleotides. It is a transcript of the gene emp1a, whose product is annotated as epithelial membrane protein 1. Gene Ontology annotation, cellular component: plasma membrane. The transcript is spliced from 4 exons. The record is from RefSeq and is a predicted model, not a curated record. The coding region runs from base 1137 to 1610 and encodes 157 amino acids. Lineage: Eukaryota; Metazoa; Chordata; Actinopteri; Beloniformes; Adrianichthyidae.
GUUGUUCCUACUAAAAGAUACUUAUUCUGUGUUUUUUUUUUAACUAAACUGUGGUUUACAACAGUUUUUCAUCCUUUUUUCAUCCUCAUAGGUGUGUCUGCAGUUGUAGAGCAGAUCCCCUCCUUGUUUCUCAUCUUCAGGGUAGUUUUCCUUUCGGAUAAGUUUUUUUUUUUCUUUUUUUAUUGAGAUCUGAGGAAAUGGACAAUGACAAUUUUUUUUACUUUCAAGUUUUUGAGUUUUUCUGCACAUUUUCUUUAAGUGAGAAAAGGAGAAAAACAACAACAACAUUUGAAACUGUCUGGGAGGGGCUUGGAGGGAGGAAAAAGGGAAAGGGGGUGAGAAAAAAGGGAGAUGUGUGCUGAAUUCGAGGCUGGGUGUGUCCAGGCUUUUUACACAUUCCCCGAAAUCUCCCGCUUCGUGUCUUUAAAGGUAAAGUGAGUUUGUUUGUUGUUUUUCCGUUUUGUUUUUAACUAUGAGGGCGCGCGGGGCAUGCUGCAUGAAGACUUUAGGAGCUGUAAAGUUUAACCCUUUGAAGUGGACAAACUUUUAAGCCUUUAACGCGUGAGUGAGGGCACGCGCGCACUUCCACAACCGCCGCGCGCGGCCACAAAGCGACGGUGUUUGAACCGGCGGAGAUGAAAGCUUGUUUUCUCGUCCUCGCGCUCAAUUUAGAGCACACGGGCGCGCGGGCUUAGCGGGAUUUGAGGAAUGCGAGCGAGUCCCAAUCAAGCGCGCGCGUUUUUUUAAAAAAAAAAAAAAAAAGCCUCAAAAGUGCCUAAAAAAAACUAAACAAAACAUCAAAAGUCGAACGGAAGUGGCUGUUUUUGAGGUUCAACGUCCUCGAAUUCCUCACAUGCGUGAAAAUAAAAAGUCUGAUUAAAAGUCGGACAUGCGUGACGUGUCUGAAUCCAGAUGUGCGUCUUUCAAAAAAGAGUCGAGGGGCGAGUUCGGACUUGCAGCUGCCCCACCAUUGACUCUGUCUGCCCCCCUCCUCCUCUACACUCUCCUCUUUUGUUGUUGGAACUUGUGCGCCAAACGGAUGCUCUCCAGAGUAAAAAAGUGUUGCAUAAGUGCGCGGGGAAGUGAAAUAACGAUGCGCAUCAAUUUCCUUUUCAGCCGUUUUCCAGAGGGCCACCAUGUUUGUGCUGGCAGGAAUCAUUGUUCUGCACAUUUCCACCAUCAUCUUGCUGCUGGUGGCCACCAUUGACAAUGCCUGGUGGGUCACUGAGACUGUGUCGACAGACCUGUGGGGCACAUGGAGGUUAAAAAGCUCCGAGUGGCAUUACCACAACUUGGAGACCUCUCCUGACGAGUUCCUUCAGUCGGUGCAGGCGAGCGCCGUGCUAGCCUGUAUCUUCUCCAUCCUGGGCUUGUUUGUGUUUGUGGCUCAGCUGUUCACUCUCCCGAAAGGCCAACGAUUCAUGUUCACGGGCAUUUUACAGCUAAUCUCCUGUCUGUGCGUGAUGAUCGCUGCCUCAGUCUACACGGCGGAGCUUCACACCGGUGCAUCGGGGGGCUACGGCCACUCCUACAUUCUGGCAUGGAUCUCCUUCGUCCUCACGUUCCUGUUGGCGCUCACCUACCUCAUCCUGCGGAAGAAGAGCGAGUGAGAUGAAAAAGAAAAGAAAAAAACGGAGAGCAGCGUUGCAUUCCUCCUGUCUGCUGAUCCAGUCUGGCAAAAACACCCUUUGCAGUUAGGAACCCGAGAACAUCUCACCCAGAGCCAAUUUUUGUUUUUAGAUUUUGAAGAACUGACUGAUUUUAGAAGCAAGACUGAUUAUAAAUGUGCAGCUUUUUUAUUUUUACUCUUUCAAAAUGUAAUCUUAAACUUAAAUAUUCAUUUCUGUCCGUUUCCCAGACAGAUUUAAUGUAUUUAAUGUUCCUUAUAUGCCAAAAAAUAAUUGUGUGGUGUUUAGUUAACUGAUAAAAACCUUUUUUUUCUAGUUUAGAAGGUAUUUUUGCUGAAAUAAAAUGGGAGUUCAUUUAGUUUCAAGUUACUUUGAAAGUUUCCUUCUUUCGGUUGAUAAAAUAAUUGACCCAAACAUCACAAGGGUCAUUAAAAUAUGCUAAAACUUUGUGAAAAGUGGUUUAGAGAGGUAGCUUAGUUAUACAAUAUAGUCGGAGGCUGAAAUACUUUAAUCAAUAAAGACAAAAGAAGCCUGAACUCAAGAGUGUAGUUACUUUUUAUUAAUGAGGUUUUUUUUUACAACAGAUAAAAUGUAUACUUUUAUAUUUUAUGUACAUUGUAACCAUUGUUUUGUAGCAUUUUGUUUGUUUUUACUAUGUGUGACUUGCGCCUGGCUGCUAUCAUAAGACAUGUUCAAAUGAACAUGAUGUGAUCCAGGGAAGGAGGGCAGCACUGUUUCAUUCCACAUUACUAUGCAUGUGAACGUUGGGUUAGUUCAUUGGAAGUUAAGCCAUUUUUACUAAUAAAACUAAUUCAAACUUGAA